Molecule: messenger RNA, 951 nt
Organism: Peronospora farinosa
Lineage: Eukaryota; Oomycota; Peronosporomycetes; Peronosporales; Peronosporaceae
Source: the annotation of a GenBank genome assembly
AUGCUCGGCAAGAAAAUGACGGAAGAAUUGCGUUACUACGCACGCUCGGAGCGUCACCUGAACGCGCUGCAGACGUGGUUGGAACAUGCAAAGCCCUCGUACUCUAUUGCAGUAACUUCUGAAGGCUCGAACGUUUUGCAAAGAAAGCUUUUCUCGCUGUUAAAGACGCAAGAACUGGGUGGUGUCGUGCUCUAUAGCCCCACAUUGGGAUCGACGCAGACGCUGCUACGCGAGACACUUAAGCCCAUGGCACCGCCUGGUCUCGUGUGCUACACCGAACUGCAGUUGAGCGGUAAGGGACGAGGCACCAACACGUGGUCGUCGCCCGAAGGUUGUCUUACCUUUUCUUUCCAGAGCGCCUUUGUGGAUGGCACGACGCUGCCUUUUGUACAAUAUCUCGUGUCAUUGGCUAUCAUCAAGGCCGUGGAGGUAGUGCAUGCUGCAGUGCCUGGUACUGCUGGACCCGUGAGGAUCAAGUGGCCCAAUGACAUUUACGCUAAUCAGGUCAAGAUCGGGGGCAUCUUGUGCCAGUCCGAGUACCGCGACGGCACUUUCAGCGUCACGACAGGCAUUGGCAUUAACAUUUCGAACCGGUCGCCGACGAUCUGUCUUCAGGACAUCUUGAGCUCGGAGGAGCACCCUUGUACCAUCACAAAGGAAGAGUUUUUGGCGGCGUUUUGUAACGUGUACGAGCCCAUGGAGAAGCUGUUCCUCGAAAAAGGAUUUGAGCCGUUCAUGACCGAUUAUUUAGCACGAUGGCUGCACACGGACCAGGUAGUGCAGGUCACGAGCAGUGACGAUGCAAGCGGUGAGAAGGUAUCUGCUGUCAUUAAGGGACUUACCAGUACGGGCUGCCUCUUGGCACAAGAUGACGAUGGUUCGCGUCUCGAGCUCUACCCGGACGGAAACUCGUUCGACUUCUUGACCGGCUUGCUGAAGCGCAAGUUGUAG